UUCCCCGAUUACCCCGAAAGGCAGGCCGCAGAACAACUCUGGCGGCUCAGGAUAGCAAAGUCUCAGAUUCCAAAUCUGAUAGACGCUGCCGUGCACGAGUUCGAUAGGUUCUUCCGAGAAGCUAGGGCAUAUACCCAUAUUGCCCAGUUCUGCUCUGACCGGGAAAGAAUUUAUUUUCCAUGGUUUCAUGGCGCGGUCACCACCCUGGAUAGAACCCGAUUCUCUUCCGGUCAUGCCCAGCGGCGAGCAAUCGUGCUAGAAGCCAUCAAACCGGACAUCCGCUCUCGACGCAUUCUAGCUGAAUCCCCUUCUCCAUCACCUGAAAGCUACUCCGAGAGCUGCCUACAAACCCUCACCACUCUCCACUUAAGCCCAUUCGAACAGGAGUGGUACCGUUCCUUGUUAUCUGACCGACUUCGUCGCUUGAAUGCCUUGCAUCGCAUGGGAAUCACCCACGGAGACGUGCAGGACUGGCAUUUCCGACUUCCUGACGACUUCCACGAUACAGUCUUAUAUGACUUUUCUGAAGCAUACACGUUUUCACCCAAGUUGCCGUUUCGGGUCAAUCACGGCAAACCCCGGCCAUUGAGACGUAUAGCAGAGGGUGAACGUAGACGUGUUGAAUUACAAAAUCGAAGAACGGCUCGAGAUCUACGUUCCCACCUCAUCAAGUCCAGUUCAGAACAGCUCGUGGAUAGUGCUCUCUGGCAGCCGCUGGAUCAGGAGGAAAUGUUAGAAUUGAUCAUAUUGAAAGUCUGGACUCGUCCGGAUUAUUUCUCCAUGCCAACCCUAGCAUCCAUCCUCCCAUUCCUGGAAUAUCUCGGCCGAAAGCUCGAUCCAGGGUGGUGUAUUCGGCGCGCGCGGGUUCUAGAUCGGUAUAUGUCUAUUUGGGCUGUUUCCCAUGACAAUGGGAUUCAGUCCAUUACUACUACCGAUGAGGAGGCGCGGUUUGGAAUGGGUGAUGGGCGGUAUGUGCUGUGCUUGGUGCCGAAGUUGUGGGGGUUGGAGGGUACGGUAUUGUAUGAGAAGCUCUCCGAUGCUUGUAGGUCGUUUGUGUUGAGUGGACGGUCGGGAAGGAUUGUUGAGCGGGGGAGUUUCUAG
This is a messenger RNA of Aspergillus ibericus CBS 121593, 1101 nucleotides long. RefSeq lists its product as uncharacterized. The record is from RefSeq and is a predicted model, not a curated record. The annotation marks the transcript as partial. The transcript is spliced from 3 exons. Lineage: Eukaryota; Fungi; Ascomycota; Eurotiomycetes; Eurotiales; Aspergillaceae.